AUGAUUGCGCUCUCGAGUGCAACAGACAAGGCGAUGCGCGCCCAAGUGGCAGAGUCAAUAUCGCUUAUUGCUAGCGCCGACUUUCCUGAGCAGUGGCCAGACCUCAUCGAUAAACUCGUGUUCUCACUGUCAGAGAGCAACUAUGAGGUGAGCAUCGGCGUACUCGAGACCGCACACUCUAUCUUCCGGCCGUGGCGCGCGGAGGCACGCUCCGACGCGCUGUUUACCGUGAUCAACUACGUACUUUCGCGCUUCUCGCGCCCAUUCCUCCAGCUCUUCGUGCACACCGCCACGCAGCUGUUUGCCACGCCUCCACCGUCAAGCCUAGCGCUCAUUGCGCAGGCGCAAGUCAUCCUCGUGGACAUCUUCUACGACCUCACAUGUCAGGACCUCCCGCCAGACAUCGAGGACUCGCACGCCCAAUUUUUCGCGCCUGAUACUGGCCUGUUUCUACAGCUGCUGGCGUGGAACCCUCCAGAGCUGCAGGGUGACCCCGAAGAUACGACGCCCUCGCUACCAUCGCAAAUCAAGACAGGGCUUCUCGAGAUCUCGGAGCUGUAUGUGAAGUUGUACCCUGAGACACUGCAGAGCACUGCGUCCGUGGAGGCCAUCGUGCGUGGCAUCUGGGCGCUUGUGGGCGACGGCAGACGCACGAGCGUUGUGGAUGAUGGGCUCGUCUCGCAGUCUCUGCGUUUCAUCUCUACCGCCAUUCGCUCCGGGCACUACGCGCAGCUCUUUGGUUCGAAGGAGACGAUCUCGAGCCUCGUGCAGGGCAUUGUCGUUCCAAAUGUCGGUCUUCGAGACCACGAAAUCGAGCAGUUUGAAGAUGACCCGCUUGAGUACAUCCGCCUCGAUCUGGCGCUGCCUUCUCUCGGCGUCAUGGGUAUCAGCUCCGACGCCGUCACACGACGUCAGGCAGCCGCAGAGGUCCUCCGUGCGUUGGUAUCAUCUGGGUUCGAGGAUGAUACAACUGCGGUCGCCGGCGCGUGGAUUGGCGAGGGCCUGCACGAGUACGCCGCGAACAAGGCGGAGAACUGGCGCGCGAAAGAUACUGCUAUUUAUUUGAUGACCGCUGUUGCGACACGGGGGAGCACGACGCAGCAUGGUGUGACGUCGACGAACACCCUCGUUGAUGUGGUGCAGUUCUUCUCGAACCAUGUUUUCCAGGACCUUCAGGCGGACGCGAAUAGCGUACACCCGAUCCUCCAGGUGGAUGCUAUCCGUUUCCUCUACACCUUCCGGAAUCAGCUCAUCAAGCCGCAACUCCUCUCCGUUCUUCCUCUUCUCGUCCGCCACCUAGGUUCGGAAAACUACGUCUGCUACACGUACGCUGCGAUCAGUAUCGAGAGGAUCCUCUUCAUCAAGCAGGGUACACAGCUUUUGUUUUCGCAAGCCGAUGUUCAAGACAUAGCGCCGCCUCUACUCGAUGCGCUCCUGUCAAAAAUCGAGAAGGCCGGCACGCCGGAGAAGGUUGCCGAGAACGACUAUCUGAUGAAGUGUGUAAUGCGUGUCAUCAUCACUGCCCGCUCAACACUAGCGACUGGCUUUGAGCAAAUCCUCCAGCGUCUAGUCGGGAUCUUGGGUGUGAUCUCAAAGAACCCGAGCAACCCGAACUUUGACCAGUAUAUCUUCGAAAGUUUGUCCGCAUUGAUGAGAUUUGUUGUGGCCGCCAACCCUAGCACACUACCUAGGUUCGAAGAGACACUCUUCGGCCCAUUCACGAUAAUCCUGCAGCAGGACAUCGACCAAUACAUCCCCUACGUCUUCCAAGUCCUCGCGCAAAUGCUUGACCUGCACACGGACGAUGUGCCGGUAGCAUAUCGCAGUCUUGUACCAUUCCUGUUGACGCCUGCAAGUUGGCAGCAAAAAGGCAGCAUUCCAGGUCUCGUUAAGCUAUUGAAGGUAUUCCUUUCACGCGACACAAAACAGAUGGUCUCUUCAGGCCAGUAUACGGCUGUGCUUGCGGUCGUACAACAACGCUUGAUACCGUCAAAGUUGAACGAUGCUUGGGGCUUUGAGCUUCUGCAGGCGGUCGUACAACACGUUCCUCCAGCGGACCUGAAGCAAUAUUUCCGUGCCAUCCUUGUCACACUUCUGAACCGCUUACAGACGAGCAAGACCGACAAAUAUGUGUACCUCUUUGUAAAUUUCCUCGCCUUCACCAUGGCCAUUCCGGUAGAGGGACUCGCACCUGACUACGUCGUCAGCACAUUCGAAGAAAUUCAGCCUCAGCUAUGGUCGCAAAUCUUGACUAACUUCGUCAUUCCUGAGGCACCCAAAAUGCUACCAAAAGAUCGCAAGGUUAUCGUCGUAGGCCUGACACGGCUAUUAACACAAAGCACAAUCAUGCUUCAGGAACCGACAGUGCGGGCAUGGCCUCAGACCUUCACGACCCUGGUGAAGCUCUUCCUGGAACCUCAAUAUCUGACGAAGAAAGAAGGUGAGGAGGAUCCGUACGCCGGUAUCACCGCGAUCGACUACGAGGAGCAGACGGCGGGGUAUCAGGCUGCGUACUCCCGCCUAGCCGCGUCGGAGAGUGCGCCCGUCGACCCCGUCGCACACGUUCGUGACCCGCGAGAGUACCUUGGCCAGGAACUCGCCAACCUGUCUAAGAGGGAUGCGCGGCUAAAGACGUUGGUUAGAAGGUGCGACGUGACAGUCGUGGGCCCAUUCGUGCAAUCGCUGGAGGCGGCGGGAUAUGGUUUGUAG
Molecule: messenger RNA, 2709 nt
Organism: Sparassis crispa
Lineage: Eukaryota; Fungi; Basidiomycota; Agaricomycetes; Polyporales; Sparassidaceae
Product: Importin-alpha re-exporter
Exons: 14
Coding region: 1-2709 (902 amino acids)
Biological process (GO): protein export from nucleus; protein import into nucleus
Cellular component (GO): cytosol; nuclear envelope
Molecular function (GO): nuclear export signal receptor activity; small GTPase binding
Source: RefSeq, a predicted model, not a curated record